UUUCAUUGAUUGUUCACCUACUUUUGUAAUAUCGUUCAAGAUUUUAAUUUUCUUCUCGGCUUUUGCAAAAAGAUACAGAAAAUUAUUUCAAGUAUGGGUGACAAUGUUGAUUUUGAGCCUUUGGAGCCUUCUCUAAAGAAUGUAGUAGAACAGAAAUCUUUACGUUGGAUUUUUGUUGGUGGUAAGGGUGGUGUUGGAAAAACAACAUGCAGUUGCAGUUUGGCUGUUCAGCUUUCGAAAGUGCGGGAGUCUGUAUUAAUUAUAUCUACAGACCCUGCACACAAUAUUUCAGAUGCAUUUGAUCAAAAAUUUUCAAAGGUGCCAACCAAAGUGAAAGGUUUUGACAAUUUAUUUGCUAUGGAAAUAGAUCCUAAUGUUGGUCUAACAGAGUUACCAGAAGAAUACUUCGAGGGAGAGGCUGAAGCCAUGAGACUCGGUAAAGGUGUGAUGCAGGAGAUUGUUGGUGCAUUCCCUGGUAUUGAUGAGGCUAUGAGUUAUGCAGAGGUAAUGAAACUAGUGAAAGGCAUGAAUUUCAGUGCAGUGGUGUUUGACACAGCCCCCACUGGGCACACAUUGCGUUUGCUCUCAUUCCCGCAGGUUGUAGAGAAGGGACUUGGUAAACUGAUGCGCUUGAAAUCUAAGGUCGCGCCAUUCAUCAACCAAAUCGCUUCACUCUUUGGCCUCGCUGACUUCAACUCGGACAUGUUCAGUAACAAAAUGGAUGAAAUGUUGUCAGUCAUUCGUCAAGUGAACACACAGUUCAAAGAUCCCAAUCAGACGACAUUUGUUUGUGUUUGUAUCGCGGAAUUCCUCUCGCUAUACGAAACUGAGAGGCUUGUACAAGAACUGACGAGGUGUGGAAUCGACACACAUAACAUUAUAGUCAACCAGUUGUUGAUGAAAACGUCAGCGCCUUGUGAACUAUGCGCCGCGAGGCAUAAAGUGCAAGAGAAGUAUCUAGAACAAAUUGCAGACUUGUAUGAAGACUUCCAUGUGACCAAAUUACCGCUGCUAGAUAAAGAAGUGCGAGGUGCGUCGGCUGUGAACUCGUUUUCUGAAUUUUUGCUCAAACCAUAUGUACCACCACCACCCGCGACGUCAUAGAAGUGUUGAGUUGUUCUUAUGAAUAAAAAUGAUUAUGAAUUUGAAUUACUACAGAGAAAUUUAACAAAUCAAUUAUAUUACAUAAUAAGGAAUUACUAUUUA
This is a messenger RNA of Colias croceus (clouded yellow), 1206 nucleotides long. RefSeq names its product ATPase ASNA1 homolog. Gene Ontology annotation, cellular component: GET complex. The transcript has 5 exons. Lineage: Eukaryota; Metazoa; Arthropoda; Insecta; Lepidoptera; Pieridae. Gene Ontology annotation, molecular function: ATP binding; ATP hydrolysis activity. Gene Ontology annotation, biological process: post-translational protein targeting to endoplasmic reticulum membrane. Bases 94 to 1104 code for a protein of 336 amino acids. The record is from RefSeq and is a predicted model, not a curated record.